This is a messenger RNA of Ixodes scapularis (black-legged tick), 432 nucleotides long. RefSeq lists its product as uncharacterized. Gene Ontology annotation, molecular function: serine-type endopeptidase inhibitor activity. The transcript has 4 exons. NCBI's taxonomy places the organism in Eukaryota, Metazoa, Arthropoda, Arachnida, Ixodida, Ixodidae. The coding region runs from base 1 to 432 and encodes 143 amino acids. The record is from RefSeq and is a predicted model, not a curated record.
AUGCAUCGUGAAUGCGAACUCCCAUUAACGAUGUCACGCGAACCAGCGAUUGCCUUGUGGGAAAAGUGUAUAAAAGACGAGGAGUAUCACCGUGGUCAUCACCCGCCCUCUCUUUCAACAACAGUCGAAGAAGCAGAAAUAAUGGCAGCUACCUUUGUGAGCUCUAUCAAGGUGGUCUUCCUGCUGGCCUUCUGUUUUGCCGUGAUACGCAGAACAAAUGGAGCCACCGGACCUCAGCACACUUGCGCAUAUCCUCAAACUUGCACCGAUCCGGGCGAGAAUGACCCCAACCACAUCGUGACUUCCACCGCCCAAUACAACCCGACCACCGGGCAGUGCGAGACCAUCCCGUCGGAGACCGGACCUCACAACUGCCAGAAGUUCGCGACCCUCGCGGACUGCGAGACGAACUGCGGGAAUGCCGGACAGUAA